AUGUUGCGCUCCUCUUCGACAGCGCCUUCCACCAAGCAGAAGUAUGAACGUGUUGAUAACACCAACGAUGAUGAAGAAGAAGAACCAAGCAAGAAGAAACCCAUCAUCAACAAAGCCCAAAAUAUGGAAACCAUGAGUCGACUGCUUAAGAUGGCGCAACCGGAACGUUAUCUCAUGAUCAUGUCGGCCGUGACAAUGACCUUUAGCUCUGCCGUUUCCCUCGCGGUUCCAAAGUUUAGUGGACGAAUUAUUGAUAUCAGCAUCCAUCAGAAAGACGAACAAGACGAUGACGAUCCAUCCGCCUUUCGACUUUUGAUGAUAUUGUUAGGUAUCAUGACCAUUUCAGGUGUUGCUGGUUUCUUUCGGAUACUGUGGCAAGCUCAAGCAGGACACCGCAUGGUGGCUCGCCUGCGUCGAAAACUCUACGUUGGCAUUCUAUCACAAGAUGCCGAAUACUUUGAUUCCAUGAAGCAAGGAGAUAUCAUAUCAAGAUUAUCCUCGGAUGCCGAUUUGGUACAGUCGGCUGUGACAGAUCAAGUCUUGGGACUAUUACGAAACAUGGUCAUGUCGAUUGGAGCUGUGGCCAUGCUCUUUCACACGUCGAUAUCCCUGGCACUGAUUUCGGUUGCCAUUCUGCCGCCCAUUGCCAUUUGCGCUCGCUUUGUGGGACGACGCAUGCGAGAUCGACAAAAACGAGUCCGCGAGUUGCAUGCCUCAGCCACCUCCUUGGCAGAACAGGCACUGACCUGCAUUCGUACCGUUCAACAGUUUGUGGCCGAAUCUCAUGAAGCGCAGCAAUAUCAUCAAGCCGUCAAUGAAGCACAUGCAGAGGGAAUCAACAAUGCCAAAUUGCGUGCCUUAUUUGGUAGUACGAUGCAACUGAUUCUCAAUUUGGCGGUCCUAUGUGUUCUCGGAUACGGUGGUGUGCAAGUGCAAAAGGGAGAGCUGACUCCAGGCGACUUGGCAGGUUUUGUCAUGUACUCGGUAAUGAUGGGAGCGGCAGUCAGUGGCAUCUCCAGCCAAUACAUUGAUCUCAUGAAAGCUGUUGCCGCGGCCAGUCGAGUCUUUGAGAUUAUUGAUCGAGAGCCAGCCAUUCCAUCUCCCAACCUAGAUAUUGUCGAGAAUGAAACCUUGGAGAACAUCCUUCCCACCACUGGCAACAAGGAUGGAAUAAUAGUAAAACAAGAUGGAAUUGAAAUGAUGGAACGGGGUGACUUGAGCAAGUCACAUGGUCAACCAAAACGUGACAUGGUCCCCAUGUCGGUUGACUUCAAGGAUGUUUCCUUUGCCUAUCCAACGAGGAAGGAGUCAUUGAUUUUGAAGGGACUCAACCUUUCCAUCAGUCCAGGACAAGUUGUGGCCCUAGUUGGUGGUAGUGGCGCUGGAAAGUCUACCAUUACAUCACUAUUGACACGAUUGUAUGAUCCACAAGAUGGAAGUGUGACUAUUGGCGGCCAAUCAUUGACCGAAAUGGAACCUCAAGAGAUUCGUCAAAAGGUUGGAAUUGUGGUGCAGGAACCCUUGCUCUUUCCCACCACGAUUGAAGACAACAUUCGCUACGGAUCUCCGCAUGCCACUAAUGAAGAAGUUCGAGAAGCGGCACGAUUGGCCUAUGUCUUGGAAUUUGCUGACAAGUUUCCAGAUGGUCUCCAAACACUCGUGGGACCAAGAGGAACCCAACUCUCUGGUGGUCAGAAACAACGAGUUGCCGUCGCUCGAUGCAUUCUCAAGAAUCCACCGAUUGUGGUAUUCGAUGAAGCGACAAGUGCCUUGGAUGCAGUCUCGGAAGCAGAAGUCCAAAAGGCAAUUGACAUCGCGUGUCAAGGUCGUACGGUUAUCUUGGUGGCCCAUCGUUUGUCGACCAUUCGCAAUGCUGGCUCCAUUGCCGUUCUUCGGGAUGGCGAAGUGGCCGAGAUGGGAUCCUUUGAUACACUCAUGAAGACAGAUGGGGCAUUCCGUCAACUCAUGGAGAAGCAGCUGGUACAGUGA
Molecule: messenger RNA, 1989 nt
Organism: Cylindrotheca closterium
Lineage: Eukaryota; Bacillariophyta; Bacillariophyceae; Bacillariales; Bacillariaceae
Source: the annotation of a GenBank genome assembly